Messenger RNA from Durusdinium trenchii, 5104 nucleotides. Lineage: Eukaryota; Dinophyceae; Suessiales; Symbiodiniaceae. The record is from the annotation of a GenBank genome assembly.
GGCGAAUUGCUGCAAGUCCUUCGGAUUUGAGACACAUCUUUGGAGACGCAUUCCUGAAUUGAUGGAAGCAUUUGGCUUACAACAAGCUAAGUUCACUUUACCACGAUCUAUUUUACCUUACCCGCUGCAUCGCCAUGAAGAUGUUUGGCAAGAGCCACCCAAUGCUUUUAGCCGUCUUCCUCUUCUGGCAUCCGAUCGAUGCCUCAGACGGCGGGGUCGCAGGCAUCGAUUCGUGUCAGGGUCAUGCCAGCCAGGCAACAUCCCUGCUCUCCUUGAAGACCGACAGGUCAGCAAAACAGAAGGCUUUGGAUGGUACCGAGAACAGCGAGCACGUUUUGAAUGGGACUGUAUGUUCCAACUGCUCCAACUCGUCCAACCAAAGCUUGGAAGACUUGGUGAAGACUGUGCUGGAAACUGACAUGAACCAGAGCAGCGCCAUGCCGGAUCCAGUGGGCAAUGGUACUGCCGGAAGCUUGGGACAGAAUUUGGAGUUCCUCUACUUGAAAGUGGCACAGCUGGAGACCGCCGUGGAGCUUCAGAGUUUGGAGUUGAGACAUGGAAGGCAAGAACUGCAUGCAGCGCAACUGGAGAUCCAAACCCUCAAGGAUCGCUUGGAUCACAAGGAGGUGGUGUUGCAACAAAUGAAUGCCCAGCUGAAGAGCAAGCUGAGAGUGGAAGAUGAGUUUGUUCCCGAGCUGAAAGUGGAGAGCAAACACCGAAUUGCUUGGUUGAAGCAGCUGAAGGAGAAGAAUCGCCAGUGGCAAGAAGAAACGAGCCAUCGAAGCCAAGACUUGUUGAUGUUUGUGCUCAAGAAGCAUCAGAGGCAGACCCAGCGCCGUUGGGGCAAGGCUGAGGCACCCCAGGUCAAGGCUGAAAGCGCAGAGUUGAAUGAAAUGAUGACCCAACGAGCGUCUCACCGUACUGCGCGCAGCGGGACAGCUAGCAGCGGGACAGCUAGUGCAUUGGACCGCAGUGUGGCUUCCAAGGGGGUUCCCAUUGUCGAUGACAUUGUGGAUGCGGGUGAAGAUGUUGUGAAUGAAAUCACGGAUGGUACGGGCUUGGUCGGGGAUGCUUUGAGCGAUGCCUACAAUCAGGCCACCGACAAGGCGGCAUUUGUGGCUAACACGGUGAUCGACACAGUAGAGCAAGCUGUGGCAAUUUUAAGUCAAGGCUUUGACUUCAGUGCCGAUUGUCCCAAUUGGCAAGGGCCUUCACUCUCUGUGAGCGAUUCUGACAUCUCGGUGGACUGGGGAAGGCAAAGGUGUAGAGUCACUUUGGUUGGUGAAACUUUAACACUCUUCGACAUGAAUUUUGGCAGCACUUCCGUGGCGUAUCCUGCACCCUUGACGGCCAUGAUUAGUGUCGGCCAACAGGUCUCGGGUUGCCUUUCCAAUGGGAAUGCUUUGGACGUGUUCAAGUGCACAGCUAAAGCCAUAGGUGAUGAGUUGUUGGCAGAUGUUCCAGCUUUCAAGAUCCUAUUUGCCUUGGCAGAGCACGUGGCAGGCUGCACUGGUGAUGCGCUCGAUGUGUUUACCUGCACCGCGGCCAAGGUGGGAGAUGUGCUCUUGCAGAGGAUCCCCCCCUUCAACCUCCUGACCAAUUUGGGCACCAUGCUCUCAGAGUUCAUCGCCUUCUUCGCUGAGUUGGCGAGUGCCUUGAUCCACACCUUGCUCUCAGAGACCAGCUCCCUCAUGCAAGUGGCUGUGAACAGCAGCUUUCCACGCGCUGGCGAGCAGCCCCUGCAGCUGGCCGGUCCCAAAGGCCUAACGGCACGGCUUUCCCGGCGCCAAAGCCGGGCGCCGCCCCGGCGCCCCGGACCGCCGUCUGGGAGCGCGCCGCCCGCGAGCGUCUUGCAGCGGGAGGCGGACCGGAAGCCCUCCAAUGACGUGGACAACGGCAUCGUGGGCUUCGGUAGCACGGAGGCACAGCCCUAUGCAUCGAUGUUGAUUACCCAGUUUGGUGGGGAUGAGAUCGACAGCGGGUCCUGCCUGGCCUUUGCGCCCCGUCAUCGCACUGGAAGCGCAGGGAAUGUGACCAAGAGAGACUGGCAGGUGCCAAGUCCUGAGAGUGAAGACUUCGUGAAGCUCGAACCCUGGGCAGUGCCUUGUGACAACCAAUGGGCCAAAGACAAUCCCAGCAAAUGGGAGGGGUAUUCCUUCUACACCUAUGAGUCUGUCAUCGAGAAAUGUGCCGCCAUCACGUACUCGAUGUCGGCUCAGCCAGUGAUCUCGUUCGUGGGCGGUUUGGAAUUUGAUCUCCUCCCUGCACCUCUGAUGGAAAUCACCACAGAGGUCUGCUGGCCCGAUCGAGUUUCUUCUCCCGAUUUGAGUCUCAUUGUCUUCACCGCUCGCAGUGCUGGCAUUGUCCUCUUCACCCACACCAUUCGCCUCCACCGUCGUUUUGGGGACGACGCCAACUUCACCAGCGGCAACUUCAAGGACUCGGUCGAGCGGCCGAGGAACUACUUCGGCAAGGGAACGGGUGAGGAUGAUGACAAGGCUUUGCAGGUUUUGUCCCGUGCGGCGGCUUUCAGUCAGACCGGCACGGAACAAAGACCUCGGGUCAAAAGGGAGUCAAAGUUGGAGGAGUUUGAAGUGAAGCAAGAGGACCUCUUCUUGGCAUCGGCCAAAUACGAUCAAAAGCUCGGUUUGAACAUCACCGCAAGAUAUGAAGGCGCAGCAGCUUCCAAACGGGUUCAAGCUGCUUUGUCAAAGAAGCUGGCGACCUUGCAGGAGGAGGAUGGAGAUCUGGGCGUCCACGAGCUCUUCGAGCUAGGAAGCCCGUCAGGUUCUUUGGUGGGCUUCAACAUCAAGGGUGAGUUGUCAUCAGGUGUAAUGCAGCUGAAGGUGCACAUUAGCUUCGGACCUGUCGAAUCUCCGACGAAGACCAUUCCCUUAAUCGACUUGGUCGACAAUCUCCGUGUGGUCCUGGCAGCACUGCCUUUUGUGUCACAAGCCAGUAAGCAGAAAGCCAUCGACGCUAUGGGCAACACACAUUUCGAUUUGGAACUGCCCUCGGCAGAGUUCUUGGGUUCAUUGCCACUGGUGAGCGGGGUGACACAAGCAUCUGGUCACGUGAGGGAUGCAGUCUUCGAGCGCAAGGAGGGCAUUUGCAGUGUGCAAGCAGCAUUGAAGCCGACGACUUGGCGAGACGUGGCCAUUCUGCCAGCCGAGUGUCAUCCCAGUGGAUCCUUGGUCUUCAACCUGAUGACAGCUUCGAAGAUCGCGAGUGUGGAGGUGGAUUCGCGCGGAGUCAUCACAUGGAUGGAAGGAAGUCAAGAUUCGUGGCUCUCCCUGGCUGGCUUGGUCUUUCCCGCCGUCUCACCGGGCUGGCCCAUUGAAUUGCAGAAUGGUUGGGAAAAUGCUCCAGCUCCCUAUGCCCCAGCGAGCUACACCUUGGUUGGCUCUCUGUGCUUCGUGGAGGGGCGCAUUGUGAGCAGCAGCAGUUGGGGAGUCCUAGCUCACCUUCCAGAAGACUGCCGACCAACCAAGAGGCUCACCUUCAACUUGAACGGCCACGGGGCAGCGACCAGUGAGAUUGAAGUCUUGACCAAUGGAGAGGUGAUCUACAGUGCAGGCCCCCAGACGAGCUGGCUGAGUCUGUCGGGCAUCAUCUUUGUCACCACCAAAGGUGUGGCCCAUGCGAAGUCGCUGGAGUUAGCAGGUGGUUGGGUGGCCAGUGGUGGUGUGCCCACGUAUAGUAUGACGCUUGGCCACUGCCUUGUGGAGGGACAAUUGGAUGGAAUCCUUCUCAAUGGCGGUGCCAAGCUGGCGACACUUCCUGUGGAGUGCUGGCCAAUGCGCAAACUCAUCUUCAGCAAAGCUUAUGGGACUAAUAACAUCGAAGUGGAUGUGAGCGAGUUCGGAGAGAUCUCCUACAGCGGCACGGAAGUUGUGGUCGGAGCCGCCCGCAUAAGCUUGUCGGGCCUCCUUUUCAGCGCGCCCUCCGAUGGACGGAGGAUGCUACCGACCGUGGGGGCAUGGGUCGCCAGCUUCACGAACCAAUGGGGAGAGGGUGCUUUCAUCAUGAAGAAUGGCUUCUGUAUGUUGGAAGCGCGACCGACAGGUGGCUCCCUGACGCCCCUCUCCGUGAUCGCCCACUUGCCGGAGGGUUGCCGCCCCACGAAGCGCUUGACCUUCAAUGUGAACCAUCAUGACUUCACGCACUCGGUGGACGUGACCCCUGAAGGUUCGGUGGUGUGGAUGGAUGGGCAUGCGAAAUAUACCUGGGUCAGCCUCAGUGGCAUCACCUUUGCGCCCGGAGACGUGGGGCGGAUCACCCUGCCCUUGGUGAAUGGUUGGACUCCGUAUGGUCUUGAGUAUGGGAUUCCAGAAGUCACCAAGCGCAAUGGCAUUUGCUCAGUGGAAGGAAGACUCUUUGGUGGUGGCUGGCAGAAAAUGGCUCAACUGCCACCAGAAUGCACACCCAGCAAGCGGCUGAUCUUCAACAUGAACAAUCUUGACAAGACUUCGCGAGUGGAUGUGCAAGAUGAUGGCAUCAUCAGAUGGUAUGCAGGCGGCAGCUCCUACAACUGGAUCAGCUUGUCCGGCAUGAUCAUUGUCCCAGACGAGUCCAAUGCAGUUCCGUUGGAACUCGCUAAUGGUUGGCAAAACUAUGGAUCCAUCUACGGCUCUGCAACUUAUGUCUUGCUGGAUGGUAUUUGUGUCAUUCAAGGCAUGGUGAAGGAUGGCGCGAAAGGGACCAACGUGGCGGUUCUGCCAGCUGAGUGUCGCCCCAAGUCGCGCUUGGUCUUUAACAUGAACCUGAGAGAAUCGGUCGCACGUGUGGAUGUACUGACCAGUGGAGGCCUCAGAUUCCAUGCCUCUGGCGCUUGGAACACUAAUUGGUUGAGCCUUACUGGGAUAAGCUUCACAGUUUAACUGGCUGAUGUGCCAGUUCAAAUUUUAAUAUUCCUGUUCAGCGCAACGUGCUCCCUUGAGCAAGCUUGACCGAUUUCUCGUCAGAAGGUCUGUCGGAGCAUGGCCGCAAGAAAUUGGGCUUUGCUGGAGUGUCUUGAAUGGGCUUGAAUGGAGUGCUUUGAUGUGUUUUGAGCCUAGUAUGAUUGUUGCCCUUGCGCUGGUUGUGCUUGUGCAAACAAACACCC